GUGUAAUUUUGAUUCACUACAAUUAGGAAUAUUAUACGAUGGCGUCUCAACAAAUGUUGUACAAACCAGAGGGAGCAUUAUCACCAAGUGACGAUGCACUUUUGGAUGAACCAAUGGAUACUGAUAAAGGUCCGUCUACUAGCUCAAAUGCUUGUGAAACUGGUUCUAAGACCAAGGAUAGGUCUAAAUCUGGUGAUAUAGGAUCAAAGAAAUCCCGAAAAUUGUCUUCAAAACAAGACUUUUCCGACAAUAGCCUCCAGAGUUUGACUCAGGCUAUAACAACCUCAAUAUCCAGUGGACUGGGUGCAAUUCAAAGCACCUUGUCGGGUGUAAUGACUUCGUCCAUUAAAGACCUGCAAAAGUGCAUACAGCAUUCUCAAUAUGCUGAGGAUGAAGAUGACUUUGGAUAUAAUGAUGAGGAGGAUGAAAUUGACGAGGAUCAAUUCAAUGAUGAUACCGAUGGUUGUGAACCACCACCUAGAAAGAAACCUAAGGUUUCUGAUCAGGAGGAGCAAACGGAUGAACCAGCUAGGAAAGCCUCAUCACUGAUGCAAAGCCUCCAAGCGAAGGUGAAAACCCAUGAAGAAAUGGGCCCACCAUUGAGUGAUGGAGCGGCUGCUCUAUUAAAUGAUCUCAUACAGUCAAAUAUGAACGAUGAUGAUGAAAAAUUAAAAUUUGACAAAUAUAAAACGCCUUCUAAUACCCCCAAUGUCAGCACGACCAAGGUCAAUGAGCAAAUUUGGUCACGUGUAUCUGCUGAUGUCCGGUCGAGUGACAUCCGCUUACAGAAAACACAGGCUCCACUUAUUAAAGCUACGAUCGCUUCAAUGCGUGCAUUAGAAAUGAUCGACGAGUUAAAGCAGAAUUUGGCCUCCGUCUCUGAUGAUUAUGAUGAUACUUUGGGCAAAAUUGCUGAACUCAUGUACGAUAGCAUUGAACUUUCUUGCAGUGCUAACUACAAGUUUAACCUUCGACGCAGGGAAUUAUCAAACCUGAAAUCAGUCAAAACUUUAAGCAUCUCUGCGCGAAGUCAGUCCCUAUUACUACUUACCUGUUUGGCGACGACAUCACGAAACAAGUUCGUGAUAUUGCCGAGAUGA
Molecule: messenger RNA, 1100 nt
Organism: Owenia fusiformis
Lineage: Eukaryota; Metazoa; Annelida; Polychaeta; Sabellida; Oweniidae
Source: the annotation of a GenBank genome assembly